Molecule: messenger RNA, 603 nt
Organism: Funneliformis caledonium
Lineage: Eukaryota; Fungi; Glomeromycota; Glomeromycetes; Glomerales; Glomeraceae
Source: the annotation of a GenBank genome assembly
AUGUUUUUGAAUAAGACCCUGGAUACUGUAAGCACACUAGCAGAUGUUUCUGCAUUCAAAGUAGAUAAAGGUGAAAUCACUAUAUUUGAAAUAGAUGAGGAUAAAGUCACUGCAUCUGAAGUGGAUUGUGAUACUAAUAUAACUGAAACAAAUAAAUGUAAAUUUACUGCAUCUGAAAUGGAUAAAGAUGGUACUAUUGAAGCUAAAAUAGAAAAAGGUAAAUCUACCACAUUUGAGGCUGAUAAAGAGAAUUUGAUUAAAGGUUUACAACUUCUUCAAAUUAAAGAGAAAUAUAAUAUCUCAGAAAUAGUAUUUAAUGAAAUUCUUAAAGUUUUAGAAAUUUCUGAUGUUUCUCUUUAUAAACUUCAAAAAUUCCUUAGAAAUCUUAUACCACUAAAACCAACAUUUGUAGAAUGUUGUAUUAAUUUAUGUAUAGCAUUUACUGAUGAAUAUAUAAAUAAGAAAUUCUAUCUAAAAUAUUCAUUUCAGAUGCAAUAUAAAGAUAAAUUCCAUGCAGAAAUUCUUCAUUACAGAUAUAAUUAUAUUUCAACAUAUGAAUAUAGACUUGGUAAUCAAAUAAAUGAUAUAUUUGAUGGCCUUUGA